This is a messenger RNA of Aspergillus heteromorphus CBS 117.55, 1849 nucleotides long. RefSeq names its product bifunctional hydroxyethylthiazole kinase/thiamine-phosphate diphosphorylase. The transcript has 7 exons. Gene Ontology annotation, cellular component: cytoplasm. Gene Ontology annotation, biological process: thiamine biosynthetic process. NCBI's taxonomy places the organism in Eukaryota, Fungi, Ascomycota, Eurotiomycetes, Eurotiales, Aspergillaceae. The coding region runs from base 165 to 1721 and encodes 518 amino acids. Gene Ontology annotation, molecular function: ATP binding; magnesium ion binding; thiamine-phosphate diphosphorylase activity. The record is from RefSeq and is a predicted model, not a curated record.
UGUUGUUCUCGUAAAUCAGACUGAGUUUUUUUAUCAACAUUCGUCUGGUAUCAUCGCAUCCACAGGCUAACCCCACGUGCCCCUCAUCGCGCUGUGAGCCUGCGACCUGCGUCUCGUUAAUCGAACCAGAUUGUCUAGCCCAAAAUAUAAAAUAACCUCACAAAAUGAAACUAAAUCUCUCGGUAUACUUGGUCACAGACUCAACCCCGGCCAUCCUCAAGGGGCGGGAUCUCUGCGCCAUCGUCGAGCAAGCCCUAAAAGGAGGUGUAACGAUCGUCCAGUAUAGAGAUAAGAAGAGUGACACGGGCGCCCAAAUAGAGACGGCCCGAAAGUUGCAUCAGAUUACCAAAGCAUAUGGCGUGCCUUUGCUAAUUAAUGACCGUGUUGAUAUAGCUCUUGCUGUCGGGGCAGAGGGAGUCCAUCUCGGCCAGGAUGAUAUGGCUAUUGAGAUAGCUAAAAAGCUUCUUCCUGAGAAUGCUAUUAUUGGAGUUACUGCAGCGUCUAUCGGCGAGGCCCAAAAGGCCAUCGCUGCGGGUGCCAACUAUCUUGGGAUUGGUACAAUGUUCGCCACGCCAACUAAGACAAACACCAAGUCCAUCAUCGGUACUGCCGGCACCCAGGCCAUUCUCGAUGCCAUUUCCGACACAGGCUGUUCGGUUGGCACGGUCUCCAUUGGCGGGAUCAACACAUCCAAUGUCCAACGAGUCAUCUAUCAGUCCCGUGCUCCGCGGAAGAGUCUUGAUGGCGUUGCCAUCGUCAGUGCUAUCAUGGCCGCGGAUGACCCCCAGGCAGCGGCUGCUGAGUUCGCAAGACUCGUUUCCAGCUCGCCUUCUUCUGUAUGGAGUCAAGAGGCUCUUACUGUCGAUACCGCGGCGCUGCUUAAGCAGGUCCCCCAGGUUAUUCAGGAAGUUGUCAAAGCUCAUCCUCUGGUGCACAAUAUGAUUAACUAUGUUGUAGCCAAUUUUGUGGCCAAUGUGGCGCUUUCCAUGGGCGCAUCACCGAUCAUGUCCUUGUACGGAGACGAAGCCGUUGACCUUUGUAAAUUUGACGGAGCCCUGGUAAUCAACACGGGUACGCUCACGAGCGAGAGUAUUCCCAACUACUUGAAAGCCCUGAAGGCGUAUAAUGUGCGCGGCAACCCAGUGGUGUACGACCCAGUUGGCGCUGCAGCCACCGGCAUUCGUCGCGGAGCAGUCACCCAGCUUAUGGCGGGAGGAUACUUCGAUCUUAUCAAAGGAAAUGAGCGAGAGAUCUGUCAGGUAUUUGGUAGCAGCGGGGUGACCCAGCGGGGUGUCGACAGCGGGCCAAGCAGUCUUGACAGCCACGGAAAGGCCAGAAUGGCGCGUGAUCUGGCCAGGCGAGAGCACACCCUGGUCCUCCUAACCGGCGCCACCGAUUACCUGAGUGACGGAGAGCGCGUGGUCGCCGUUGAAAACGGUCACGAAUUGCUCGGUCAAGUCACUGGUACUGGCUGUGCCGUGGGCACUGUAUCCGGAGGCUACUUAACCGCACACCCAAAGAACAAGUUCCUCGCCGUGUUGGCCGGUCUCUUGAUGUACGAGAUUGCUGCUGAGAAUGCCGCGUCGAAGGACUAUGUCCGUGGACCGGGCAGCUUCGUCCCGGCUUUCUUAGAUGAGCUGUAUGCUAUCCGACAGGCUGCUUUGAAGGGUGACCAUAGCUGGUUUGCUGGUCGGGCGAAGGUGCAUGAGAUCAAUUUGUAGGUAGAGUAUACCCGAUGUAUAGAUUGAUUGAUUGUUGCAUUAUACCCGAUUACAGCACUCUUGGAGACUCUUUCCGGGUCGCCGACGGCCAAAGGGCCCUGACUGCGGAACUUUUUUAUACAUAAAAC